AUUUAUAGUCUAUAUUUUUGAGCUUCACGUCUUGAUCAAUGGCUAAACUCAGCCUCUCCCUUCUGCUCUUCUUUUUCUUCAUCUUUUGCAUUAACAUUGGCACGGUUGAGCCAUUAAAUAGAGCGGCACAUUCUCAAGCUAGGACCUUCGUUGAGGCGUCAUGUCGGACCACACGCUAUCCGGCCCUGUGUGUUAAAUGGCUCACUCGUCAUGCUAGUUCCAAUACACCACCAACCGCGCAGCAACUGACCCGUACGGCGUUGACAGUGAGCCUAUACCGAGUUCGUCACGUGAGGUCGUACUUGGUGAAGGUGGCUAAAGAGCUCAAGGCAACGAAAGCCAAGGAGUAUCCGGUGGUGAGAGAUUGCUUGGUGGAGAUAGAUGAUAGUGUAAGCCAGCUUAGCCAAUCGGUCGGAGAGCUUUGCCGAUUGGACCCCAAAGCUGAGAUGAUGAGCGAUGACAUUUAUUGGCACAUAGAUAACGUUGAUACUUGGGUUAGUACUGCCCUAACUGAUGCUAGCAGUUGCGUGGAUGAGUUCCCAGGGCAGAGGAUGAGUAAAAUGAAGGCCACCAUUAAGAGCAAGGUGUUGAAUGUUGCACAGUUAACAAGCAAUGCACUGGCCUUAUUUCACCGAUAUGCUGCUGCUGCCAUUGAGAAGCACCCAUAAGGUUGGCAGCUGGUUAUCUUUUUAGAAUUUGAGCUUAUCUUUGUAUGUUCAAUUGAAGUCGAAAUAUUAAGUUUUUGUCUAAUAAGACUAUAUAUUUAAACAA
Gossypium arboreum is the source of this 771-nucleotide messenger RNA. RefSeq names its product pectinesterase inhibitor 9-like. NCBI's taxonomy places the organism in Eukaryota, Viridiplantae, Streptophyta, Magnoliopsida, Malvales, Malvaceae. The coding region runs from base 39 to 668 and encodes 209 amino acids. The record is from RefSeq and is a predicted model, not a curated record. Gene Ontology annotation, molecular function: enzyme inhibitor activity. Gene Ontology annotation, biological process: negative regulation of catalytic activity. The transcript has a single exon.